GGGCCGGAUGAGGACUAGAUUUGCAGAGGUGUGGGGAGAGUGUGGAUGCCACAGUGAUCCACUAGACUGACGUCUCUCUGGUAGCGCAGAAGAAGACCGCAACACGGUUAUUUCACAGACUUCAGUGCAACCAGGCAGUCGACAGUCUCUCCCGCAGAGAGGCAUAGAGAAAGAGGAGGAGAAAAACAGAACUUCGGCAACGACAAGCUGUAGCUUUCCAGCAUGUUCAGCCUUCUGAAAUCUCCGUUUAAACACACUCGCCCAGCAACUGUUUGAUUUUGCUGGUGUGCAGGAUUUUUCCCCCCUCUUCGCCCCCUUGGAAAGAUUCGUCUUUUUUCUAUCCUCCUCCGGCUGAUGUAAAAAGAAAAACGAGCCCCUUGAUCUUGGAAUGAUGUGGACCUCACACGAUACUGUUGGAUUUGUUUUCCUAACCGGAUUUUGCGUUCAAUUCGGAUUCUCUUUUGAAGGUCGGUUCACGGACCUGCCCUCCAACAUGACCGUCAAAGAGGGUCAAAACAUAGAAAUGGCGUGCGCGUUCCAAAGCGGAACCGCCUCCGUGUAUUUGGAGAUCCAGUGGUGGUUCGUGAAAGCGCCGGAGCCGAGUGACAGCGAGGAGGACAUCGAUGCUCAAGAGAUGGAGAUGAUACAAGAGCCCGAUCCUGAUGACGAGGGGACGAAAAUAAGUAGUGAGAAGGAAGAGAUAUUUCUUAAAUCAGGAGGUCGGAAAUUCCAGAGUCGUGGAGCAGAGCAGCUGAAUGCCCUGCUCCCCAUCGACGGGGGGAAGGGACGGAGAGUGAAAGGGAAGAAGAAGAUCUGA
This is a messenger RNA of Neolamprologus brichardi, 817 nucleotides long. The record is from RefSeq and is a predicted model, not a curated record. NCBI's taxonomy places the organism in Eukaryota, Metazoa, Chordata, Actinopteri, Cichliformes, Cichlidae.